Molecule: messenger RNA, 1655 nt
Organism: Closterium sp. Naga37s-1
Lineage: Eukaryota; Viridiplantae; Streptophyta; Zygnematophyceae; Desmidiales; Closteriaceae
Source: the annotation of a GenBank genome assembly
AUGGUAGCAACGUCUCGUUGGGGGAGGCCGUGCAACGCGGCGGUCUCCCGCCGUGAACGGCAUGCGCCGCCGAUCUCCUCCGCCCGCCUGGGCUCGCACACGCAGGUCGCGCUGCGCGCGGCGCAGGCGACGAUGGGGAGGGGCGUCAUGGCGGCGAGGGCGGCGGUGUUGGCGCUGGUGGUUGCGCGCUGCUGCAUGCCGCCCCUCGCACGAGCUGUACCCGUGGUGGACCCUGACAUGGGCGUGGUGGCGGAGCUGGCGGCGGCGUGGAACAGGACCGCGGCGUGCAAGACGUGGGUGCGCGGCAGGGACUGCGACACCAUGCCCGGCCUGCGCUGCGACGCGCAGGGCCACGCCGUUGCCAUUGACGUGCAGGGUGUGAGCACCAUUCCCACGUGCAUUGUGCAGCUCCAGCACAUGACGUCGCUGAGUAUCACACGCAGCGAUGUGCGCGUUGCAUUUCCACCGGCCAUCCUCGCCAUGCCCAACCUCAAGCACCUGAGUAUCACACGCAGCGAUGUGCGCGUUGCAUUUCCACCGGCCAUCCUCGCCAUGCCCAACCUCAAGCACCUGAGUAUCACACGCAGCGAUGUGCGCGUUGCAUUUCCACCGGCCAUCCUCGCCAUGCCCAACCUCAAGCACCUGAAUCUGUCAACGUGCCUCAUGUUCGGCCCAUUGUGGCAGUCCUUCGAUCACACCAAUUCAAGUGCCCUGGAAACCAUCAAUCUGGGCGCCAAUGGGUUUGAUGGCGGCAUUCCAGAUAGCCUCUCUCGAAUCACCUCGCUGAGGCACCUCGACCUGAGCUACAACAUGCUGAUGGGGAGCGUGCCCGCCGCACUCAGUGCCCUCAAGGACCUCACCGCUCUGCACGUGAACAUGAACCGCCUGGAAGGGCUGCCCACCGUGCUCACCACCUUAACUGCCCUCAAGCACCUAUCAAUGGGGGCGAAUUUCUGGACACAGGACGUUCCUGCGCUCCUGGGCGAUCUCAGCAACCUUGAAAUGCUGAACUUGGACUACAGCCGCAUCGCUGGGUCGCUACCGUCCGAGCUGUCACGCCUCAAGAAGCUCACCGAGUGGCACAUGACGUAUUCAUGGUGGGCCGGGCAGCUGCCAGAGUGGAUAGGCAGCAUGACAAGCUUGACAGUCCUAUCCCUUUACCACAGCUAUUUCAACGGCACCAUCCCAGCAACCAUUGGCAAUCUCAAAAACCUCACCCUCCUGGACCUAAGUAAGAAUAAGUUCUUCGGGACCAUCCCCAAAUCACUUGGGAGCCUCACGAACCUGGCAAGCUUGGGCUUGGACGACAACGAAUUGAGUUUCACCAUCCCAACCUCCUUGUCGCGACUCACCCGUCUCUCUGCUCUGGACCUCAGUUACAAUCGGCUUUCAGGGCCCAUUCCCUCUGUACUCGCACACCUCACCAACCUGAGCAGACUGAGUGUGAAGCGCAACAGGCUGGCAGGAACAAUCCCUACCUCCUUGGCCAGGCUCACCCGCCUCGCUUCCCUGGAUCUGUCUGACAACCGCUUUGGAAGGACCAUUCCUGACGCACUCACCGCACUCAGCAAUCUAUAUUCCCUGGAUUUAUCUCACAACCGCCUUAAGGGGACAAUACCUGCUGCACUUAGCGCACUCACUGGUCUUGACUUCUU